Messenger RNA from Nematolebias whitei (Rio pearlfish), 958 nucleotides. RefSeq lists its product as uncharacterized. Lineage: Eukaryota; Metazoa; Chordata; Actinopteri; Cyprinodontiformes; Rivulidae. Gene Ontology annotation, biological process: positive regulation of apoptotic process; mitochondrial outer membrane permeabilization. Bases 1 to 546 code for a protein of 181 amino acids. Gene Ontology annotation, cellular component: mitochondrial outer membrane; nucleus; mitochondrial envelope. The record is from RefSeq and is a predicted model, not a curated record. The transcript is spliced from 6 exons.
AUGUCUCUGCCCGGCUCUGAAACACCAGAGGAUGGACUUUAUGGUUCCUGGGUUGAGCUGGAGGAGCUGAUCUCAGCCGUGAGUCGCAGGGAGAGUCUGACAGGACCGCAGGACAACAUCUCCUCCACCUUGCAGGGGGAGCUGGAGAGGAUACUUCUGGAGGCACAGCUGGAGUGUGAAAGGAGUAGAGACAGUCCUCCACCAGUGAUGACUCCACAGUCCACUGGUUCCUCCAGACCCACCAGUGAGCAUGAUAGUGACUGCGUCACCAUACAGGAAGAGGCAGAGAGGCGAGGGGACACUGAGUGGGUGUGGGAUUGGUCCAGCAGGCCUGAAAACAUGCCACCGAAAGAGUUUGUGUUUCAGCACCCGAAACAGCAGAGUUCCCUCAGCGUUAGGAAGACAGAAGUGAUGAAAAGAAGAAUAUUCUCCUCUGAUGUUCUCCUUAUCCUUGUUCCCUCUCUGCUGGCUUCACACCUGCUCACACUUGGAGUCGGUAUCUACAUAGGAAAGCGUUUAGCCGCUUCCACAGCCAGCACGCUGUGAUGUCGGCUGUAGGCCAAUGUUCCUGUCUGGCCAACAUGGUCACAGUCCACACUCUUUCCAACACUACUUUGCCUCCUUCCCUUUACACGAGGCAAACAUAGGACCUGCCUAUAUGUCUUUUCUGUCAGCCUUUCUUGUCAAACUGUACAUGUGGUAGGGCCCAAGGAGUGGAUGGAUGUCAACCAAAAAGACCCAAUGAGGUCACUAUUACUCUUCUGCAGAGUAACACUGAUCUCAACAGGUUAUGGCAUAAUCAGAGGGAGGGGAUUGCUCAGAUACAAGGGAAAGGAGAGCAAGCGAACAAAGCAUCCUUUUGAUAAAGGGAGAUGAAAACGGUUCGAUGGGAACAGAGCGUUCUGAUGAAAUGAGGUAGAUAAUAUGUGGUAGACUUUUCCCCCAGUCUUUGAUAAAG